Necator americanus (New World hookworm) is the source of this 717-nucleotide messenger RNA. RefSeq lists its product as uncharacterized. The record is from RefSeq and is a predicted model, not a curated record. The transcript has 8 exons. NCBI's taxonomy places the organism in Eukaryota, Metazoa, Nematoda, Chromadorea, Rhabditida, Ancylostomatidae. Gene Ontology annotation, biological process: innate immune response; signal transduction. The coding region runs from base 1 to 717 and encodes 238 amino acids.
AUGUUACCAAUAGCUCUAUCCCUACUGCUGGCAAUUACUUUUACACGAGCAGCACCUGUGGAACAAGACAAUCUCGCCUUUGCUGCGGAAGUUCUUGGAUCAGUGACACCUCAGCAGAUGUCUUGUCUUCGUGACGCUAACUACAGAGUCGCGCUUGUCGAGGCAUACACCGAUGGCCAGUUCAUUCCGGAUUCCAUUCCUAAUGCAUGGUUCGCUGUCACAACUGGUAUGGGUGUCGAGAUCUACAUGACACCAAAUGCCCUGCACUCAAAGACCGCCAAACAACAAGUCGAUGAGACUAUCCAGGGACUCAUCUCAAAAGGAUUGACAAUCAAGCAACUUUGGGUUAAGAUCACGGACGUUUCGAAAUGGACUCCGAGCAUUAUGUUCAACGAUAACUUCCUUGGCGAAGUGAUGGCUGCCAUUAACGCGCACGGAAGAAAAGUCGGAAUCAUCACUAACUCUGCUGCUUUCUAUGAAAUCACCCCUGGACUAGGUUACUAUAUGCACAACGUCAAACUCUGGUACGGUAACUCUAAGCUAGUAACAUGCGAUCGAGUGGAGGAGAAUCAGACGGCAAACUUCAACGAUUUCAAGUCGUUCGCUGACUGGACUAAGCCUGAUGCAAAAGAGUGUUGUGUUGGAAGAAAAUUAUGCGACAUCACCGUUAACAGCAACGUAGUGUCAAAGGAUUCGAUCUGGACUCCACCCUCUUAG